Messenger RNA from Fonsecaea erecta, 1014 nucleotides. RefSeq lists its product as hypothetical. NCBI's taxonomy places the organism in Eukaryota, Fungi, Ascomycota, Eurotiomycetes, Chaetothyriales, Herpotrichiellaceae. The record is from RefSeq and is a predicted model, not a curated record. Gene Ontology annotation, molecular function: DNA-binding transcription activator activity, RNA polymerase II-specific. The transcript has a single exon. Gene Ontology annotation, biological process: regulation of transcription by RNA polymerase II. The coding region runs from base 1 to 1014 and encodes 337 amino acids.
AUGGCAGGCUCAGUCGGUGCCUCGACCAGAUCGUCAACACCGACUCCGACACCAUGGGCUGAGCAGACCGUGAGCAACCCGACGCCGCCUGAUCCUUACAACAUAAACAUGAUCCAUCUCGAGCUGUUCGACAAUCUCUCUAGCGAGUCGUAUCGCUCCAUCGAGGAACCAAGGCGACCAGACAUCACGACAACCAACAUAUAUGCGAAAUAUGCCAUGGCAACUCCAUAUCUGAUGCAUCAAAUGCUCGCUACGUCAGCCUUUCAUCUCAGCACGAGGACCACGGACUUUCGUGACACCUACCGUGAAUAUGCCACCGGUCUACAGAAUCGUGCCCUCUCGCUCUUCAAUGAAGCUAACCCAGUCCUGGAAGUGACUCCGGCAAAUUGCGUCCGCAUGUUCCUGUUCUCGUCCGGGGUCGGUAUCUUUCUACUGUGCGAAACAUUCCAUUACCAAAGAGACAGCCUCGAAUGCUUCAUUGACACAUUUACACAGGGUGUGAAUGUAUACCGGGGCUUGCUCGCUGUCAUCGACCAAAGCCGGGAUCUGCUGCUCGAGUCAGAGCUAGGACCCCGUCUCAAAUUGACCCAAGCUCUCAUGGAAGCCAAGGAUGUGGAUGGAUCAGAAUGUGACGCACUUUGGGACAUGAUGGAGACGACAGACACAACGCCGUGCUCUCGAGUGGCCUAUCGAGAAUCCAUAUCGCACCUUCAGCGGGUCUUCAAUGCACUGCGUGCUGCUGGGGGAAUCAAGAUUGCACUGCCUACGGUGCUUGCCUGGCCGGUCCUCGUCCCACCCGAAUACGUAGAUCUGCUGCAGCAAAGGCAAGCGGAGGCACUCAUUAUCCUCGCGCAUUACGCUGUCCUGUUGCACCGGUGCCGCAGACUGUGGCUGUUCGGGGACAGUGGUCGCUUUCUUAUCGAGUCUAUCUGUGGGGACCUUGACUCCCACUGGCAGGCAUGGUUGAGAUUCCCCAACGCGGCGCUUCAGGAGGACUUGCCCCCUUGUGGAUAG